ACCUCGAAGGGGGAAAGUUGGUCCCGAUUUUUAAUUGGCCGGGCUGUCGAUAUAAAGACACCGCCGGGGACCGGGGACUUCAGAUCAGAUGGCGAGCUUCUCCAAGAGUGUGAAGCUGUACAAGGACAUGUUUGGUUGCGCCUGUUCGGUAGACUACGGCCCGGCGAAAGAGCGUCCCGAGCCGAGUGGGUCAGAUUUCUAUGAGGCAACCAGUCUGACCGAGGGCCUGAUGGGGAUAGAUUUUGAGGAGAAGGCGUACUGGAGAAAGGAGUUUCGCUAUCCACAAGGGAAAGAAGAGAAGAAGAAAUGGAAGGAGGAGCGUCUGGCGAGGAAGCUGGAGAAACAGAUGGCUCGUCAGCAGGAGGAGGAGCAGAAACUCAAGCACCUCAUGGACAAGAAAGCACAUGCUGAGGAGGUCAGACGCAAGAAAGGCCGUCACUACACUGUGAGUGUUGCUCUCCCAGGCUCCAUCCUGGAUAACGCCCAGUCUCCAGAACUCAGAACAUACCUUGCUGGACAGAUUGCCAGAGCCUGUGUGAUUUUCAAUGUGGAUGAGAUCGUCAUAUUUGAUGAGUCUGGCUCAACACAGCCGAGCACAGAGGGAACGUUCACAGGUGUGGGUAAGAAGGGAAAUGCCAACGUGCAGAUAGCCAGGAUACUGCAGUAUCUGGAGUGUCCACAGUACUUAAGGAAAGUCUUCUUCCCCAAGCAUCAGGACCUGCAGUAUGCUGGCUUACUGAACCCGCUGGACUGUCCCCACCAUGUGCGUGAACAUGAGCUGAGUGAGUACAGGGAGGGUGUGGUGUUAGACAGACCCACCAAGGAGGGGAAGGGAUCCUUCGUCAAUGUGGGCAUGAGAAGGGAGGUUAGAAUAGACAAGGUUCUCCAGCCAGGCCUGAGAGUGACAGUCCAGCUGGACGAGCCUGGGAACACAGUCUCCCGAGUGCUGACAGGGAAGGUGGUGUCUCCAUCUGUCCCCAGGACUGAGGCAGGGCUGUACUGGGGCUACACCGUGCGGCUGGCACCCAGUCUAGGGGCCGUGUUCACAGAGAGUCCCUUCAAGGGAGGGUACGACUUAACCAUCGGGACGUCAGAGAGAGGGGAGUCCACAGAUGAUGUCUUCUUGCCAUCAUUUAGUCACCUUCUGAUAGUGUUUGGAGGCCUGCGAGGUCUGGAGUACAGUGUGGAGUGUGAUGAAGCACUGGACAUUGCCGAUGCCCGGGUCAUGUUUCACUACUAUCUCAACACCUGUCCCACACAGGGCAGCCGGACCAUCAGGACGGAGGAGGCAAUUCUCAUCAGCUUAUCAGGCCUGAGACCCAAGAUUCACGAAGCCCUUUUCCGGACCAACACUUUGGACAGCCUCAGAAGUAUGAAGAAGUAAUCAACAGGCAUUUUAAGGAGAAAGCGAUGGGCAGUCUGUGACAGGCAACACUUCUUCACAUCUGGAACUCUGAAGAACAUCUGGACGUCUUGAAAUCUUUGGAAUGAGAAUCAAGUUGCUGGGCAGAAGAAAAAAAAAACUCAUGAAAGAUGUACAGGAAUGAAGGAGGAAGUUUUACCUUUAUGACUGAUGACUUUUUUGUGAUAACUGCAACAAUACUGUUUUUGUGCCUCCGUGACAGUCUCUUUUUGCUCCAAGAUGUAUGGAUACUGAACAAGUAAUCAGUGCAACAAAAAUGGAUUUAAUAGAGGGUUAGAUGUUUAUCAUAAUGAUAUUAAUCCCUCUAAUAUGAUAUGAUAAUCACACCAUAGGCACAAAAGUAUAGCUUUCUGUUGUACAUGUUGUGUGUUGUCAAUUAAACUCCUUGUUGUCAAUGAGACUGAAUGCAAAUUUUUGCCUUACUUAUGUCUUGUUGCACAGGAUACCUAGUUUACAUUGACUGCAAAAUAUAUAUAUCUACGGCAAUACUGUUUAUUUACUUGUGGAAUGUGUGGUAAAUGUGACUUGAUGAUCAAUUACUGUCUAUCUACUUUGUUAUGGUUACCACAUUCUAAGGGAAAUGAAAGCAAUUGGAUACUUGGUUUUCUGGGAGUUGAAAAAAAAUCAUAACGUUACACUUGCCAAAACUGCUUUUAACUUUCCAAUCCUUGCAUAUAAGCAUGGAUUUGUGCCAUUAAAGAUGACACUGCCUUUUUUAUUUAACAAGCUGUGAUAGUCUAUUUACACUUAAGUCUGAGGUGGAAUGCC
Messenger RNA from Branchiostoma belcheri (Belcher's lancelet), 2191 nucleotides. RefSeq names its product putative methyltransferase C9orf114. Gene Ontology annotation, molecular function: miRNA binding. Gene Ontology annotation, biological process: miRNA processing; maintenance of centrosome location. The record is from RefSeq and is a predicted model, not a curated record. The coding region runs from base 89 to 1384 and encodes 431 amino acids. Gene Ontology annotation, cellular component: mitotic spindle; kinetochore; spindle pole centrosome. The transcript is spliced from 9 exons. Lineage: Eukaryota; Metazoa; Chordata; Leptocardii; Amphioxiformes; Branchiostomatidae.